Messenger RNA from Chenopodium quinoa (quinoa), 2556 nucleotides. RefSeq names its product putative pentatricopeptide repeat-containing protein At5g40405. Gene Ontology annotation, molecular function: RNA binding; protein binding. The record is from RefSeq and is a predicted model, not a curated record. The transcript has a single exon. The coding region runs from base 406 to 2022 and encodes 538 amino acids. Gene Ontology annotation, biological process: RNA modification. Lineage: Eukaryota; Viridiplantae; Streptophyta; Magnoliopsida; Caryophyllales; Amaranthaceae.
CCUCUUAAGAAUAAACCGAAACCGAAUCGAACCGAUAACUAUUUAAACCGAACCAAAACCGACCCGUGAGACAAUUAAACCGAUUCCAAACCGACCCGAUUAAAUACCGAACCGAUUUCAAACCGAAUCGAAACCGAACUGUCAAACCGUUUUGACAGUGCUACACCUAUUCUAAUACUAAAAAUUCUAGGGUAAUCAAACUUAUUUUGAUCACCUUAAGCCAUUCUAUGAAGCAUGAUAUAGUCCACAAUAUUAAAAAAAAAAAAAAAAAAAAAAAAAAAAAAAAAAAAAAGGGUAGACCCUCCAAGUAAAUAAACUUUCUUCUUGUAAUUAGUGUACUAUAUCAUGGCAAUAACAUACUCAAUUACUCAUACAUCUUAAAACUUUGCUAGGUAACUUUUAUCAAUGACAUUUUUUGGCUCCAAAACCCAUCAUUUAAAAUCAAGCAAUUUCAUCCUUUCCCUCCUAGACAACCACCAAUGCCUUACCAUCCCUCACCUCAACCAAAUCCAAUCUCACCUCAUCACUUCCGGCACGCUUUCCGACACAUACGCUGUCGGAAAGCUCGUGUCGGCUUUCGCAAACCAUCCUACACACCUCUCUCAUGCUUAUAAACUCCUCAUUUUCUCACCUAAUCGCUCCAAUUACAUGUGGAACUCUUUGAUCAAAUUUUACAUUGAUAAGCAUGAACCCAUCAAAGCGAUUUCUUUAUACAAGAACAUGAUUUCUUCUGGUUCUUUUCCCAAUAAUUAUACAUUUUCAUUUGUUAUUAAAGCUACUAAUGAUCUUUGUGAUUUGCCUUUUGGAAUAAUGCUUCAUGCUCAGAGUAUCAAAUUGGGUUGGGAGAAUUAUGAUUUUGUGCAAAAUGGGUUGAUUCAUUUGUAUGCUAUGUGUAAUGCGGUUAAUUCAUCUCGUAAAUUGUUUGAUGUGAGUGCAAUUAAGGAUGUUGUUACAUGGACUGCUGUGAUUAAUGGGUAUGUUAAAGUUGGUCGAAUUGGGGAUGCACGAAAGAUGUUUGAUGAAAUGCCUGACAGAAAUGUGGUUUCUUGGAGUGCGAUGAUCACUGGGUAUGCUCAAAUGGGGUUCUUUGAAGAGGCUCUGGAAGUCUUUAAUGAUAUGCAGGUAAAUGGAUUUAGGCCUAAUCAUUCUUCGUUGGUUGGGGCACUUACGGCUUGUGCGGCUCUUGGAGCUUUUGAUCAAGGGAGGUGGAUACAUGCGUAUGUGGAUAGAAAUAAAAUGGAAUUGGAUGUGAAAUUAGGCACGGCGUUGGUUGAUAUGUACGCGAAAUGUGGGUGCAUUGAAAUGGCUAAUCGUGUGUUUGAGGAUAUGCCAUCUAAGGAUGUGUUUGCUUUUACUUCCUUGAUUUCUGCACUGUCAAAUCAUGGGCAGAGUGAGAGAGCAAUUGAAUUGUUCAAUAGAAUGCAGCGCGAAGGGGUUGAUCCAAAUGGGGUUACAUUCAUUUGUGUCCUGGCUGCAUGUAGUAGAAUGGGUUUGGUAGACAAAGGAUUGCAGAUAUUCAAAAGUAUGAAACACCGUUAUGGAAUUGAACCGGGAGUUGAACACUAUGGCUGUUUGAUUGACCUCCUAGCAAGGUCGGGGAUGCUACAGGAGGCAGCACAGCUAGUGAGAAAGAUGUCAGUGAAACCCGAUUCUUAUGUAUUGGGUGCACUACUCAAUGCUUGUCGAGAAUAUGGUGAUGUUGAGUUGGGGGAAGAAAUUGUCAAACACUUAAUGGAGCAAGGUCUCGACUAUAGUGGGGUUCACACACUUCUUUCAAAUAUUUAUGCAUCAGCGAAGAAGUGGGAUGGAGUUAUGCAUGUACGGGAACAGAUGCAAGAGAAGAUGGUGAGAAAGGUGCCAGGAUGCAGCUUAAUUGAAGUGGAUGGUGUUGUUUCUGAAUUUGGUGCUGGGCAUAGGUAUCACAAGCGAAUGGAGGAUGUAAUGUUGUCUUUGCUUCAAAUGGACAAGCACUUGCAAUCCUUCUUGCUUGAUCAUAAUUUUUCUCUUGGCUCUUGCACCUGAAUUACAUAUUCCUGAUGAAAGUUGUGGUUGGGUUUUAUGGUGUUCAGAAUAAUCUAUCAGUUUUACCACCCUCAGCAAAUUAACAGAGGCAACUGCAGAUGACAGCAAUUGCAGAUUCAUUUAAGCAUGAAAUAACCAUCUUUUUAUCUUGCUAAUUAAGGAGCAAUUGGAGCAAAUUUAGGAUUUGGUCUCUCAGACUCCAAAGUUAUGCUGCAGGGUGCUUGUUAGUCUAUAUGCGCAGUGGGUUCUAUGAUGUACCAUUGCCUAAUCAAUCUACUAAAUUAGGUUUGGUUUGUGAGAGUUGAAACUCUAACCAACAAAGCUCACCUCUACAUCCAAAUAACAUAGGCACUAUACAUGUGCGGUACAAAUUACAAAGAUGAUUUCCAGAAUACUAUAAGCUCAUCUUCACAAUUCAUGUUAUAUUUGCUCCGAACAAAAGAUUGUGUGUUUAAUUCAUACGGUAUACUUCAUUUAGAACUUCCUAUUGUUUACUUCCUUAGUUGAAGAUUGAAUGUUACAUUUUCCUCUGUA